This is a messenger RNA of Phytophthora infestans T30-4, 831 nucleotides long. RefSeq lists its product as uncharacterized. NCBI's taxonomy places the organism in Eukaryota, Oomycota, Peronosporomycetes, Peronosporales, Peronosporaceae. The record is from RefSeq and is a predicted model, not a curated record. The transcript is spliced from 4 exons. Bases 1 to 831 code for a protein of 276 amino acids.
AUGAACAUUUCAAAAGAGCACAAUUUGGGCGUCCAGCUGACACUUUUUGGCGUAAUUUUAACAUUUGCACUGACACCGGUUGGUGAUCGGCACGAUGGACUAGCAGUCGCUGAUAAUAUCGAGAAAGUUAUCAGACAAGGACUUGACGAGGGGUGGAAUAUUGGUGCUAUCAUUACUGAUAACGCCGGACAAUGUGGGCGUGCGCGGCGUAUAUUGGCUCUUAGGUGGCCACAGCUCGUGUUUUGGCUGCAACGCGUACGAAGGCUAAUGAAGAGGUUCUACGGCAAUACACUUGGGUUACGAACACUCUGUGCAACUCGCUGGAACUCCAUGCAGGGCUGCUUCGCGUCACUUCUUCGAGUAAAGACCGCUCUUCCGAUGCUCCACCACCAGUACGGGAUGGAUAGCGACUUUCCAUUGAGUCUGCGCUGUUUAGGAGAUGUCGACUUCUGGACAAGUUUGACUAGUGCUGAAAAUGUUAUUGCACCGUUGUCGUACGCAUCGUACAGACUCCAGCGCGAUGAAAACACUGUUGGUGACGUACUCGUCAAGUGUGUCGAGGAAAGAUGGCGGCAGUGUGAACAACCGCUCUUCAUGCUGGGGUUUGCACUGCAUCCAGCGUAUGCAGAUCACGCUCGAGCGCUGCCGACUACGAAGGUCUCAGGGUUGGGCCGCCUUCCUUCAAUUGCUGCAUACUAUUAUCGCAGGCUAUUCUCUACAGAGGAUGUCGGCGUCAUUCGAAGUGAUAUGCUCGACUGGAUGGAAGGCAAGUUCACAAGAACUAAAGCAAGUGAAUUUAAGAGCUCUCUAUGGAAAUAUUGGCGAUGGUGA